Molecule: messenger RNA, 4238 nt
Organism: Amblyraja radiata (thorny skate)
Lineage: Eukaryota; Metazoa; Chordata; Chondrichthyes; Rajiformes; Rajidae
Product: junctophilin-1
Exons: 6
Coding region: 158-2140 (660 amino acids)
Cellular component (GO): junctional membrane complex; plasma membrane; sarcoplasmic reticulum
Source: RefSeq, a predicted model, not a curated record
AUCCCGCCUCGCUGGCGUUCUUUCUAGUCAGACGCCGCUCGCACUUUCCUUGCACUCACGCUGGUUCCUGCCCCCCGCCCCGGGUUCUUUGCUGCUGCUGCCGCCGCCGCCGAGCCCGCUUGCAGUCGCUCUGCGAUCCGGUCGCACCGUUUCAUGCAUGACUGGAGGAAGGUUCGACUUCGAUGAUGGCGGGAGUUACUGCGGCGGCUGGGAAGACGGCAAAGCCCACGGCCACGGCAUCUGUACGGGGCCAAAGGGCCAGGGCGAGUACAGCGGCUCCUGGGCGCACGGCUUCGAGGUGGUGGGAGUGUACACCUGGCCGAGCGGCAACACCUACCAGGGCUAUUGGAACCAGGGCAAGCGCCACGGGCUGGGGGUAGAGACCAAGGGGCGCUGGCGUUACCGCGGCGAGUGGACCCAUGGCUUCAAGGGCAGGUACGGGCUCCGCCAGAGUCUCAACAGCCCGGCCAGGUACGAGGGCACAUGGAACAACGGGCUGCAGGAUGGAUACGGCGUGGAAACGUACGGAGACGGCGGAACGUACCAGGGACAAUGGGCUGGAGGAAUGCGUCAUGGAUAUGGUGCACGUCACAGUGUGCCAUUUGGAAUGGCCACUGUCAUCCGUUCGCCACUCCGCACCUCGCUAGCAUCGCUUCGAAGUGAACAGAGCAAUGGCACAAUUCUCCAAGAUAUACCUGCAGACAGUCCAGCUGGGACAAGAGGUGGGUUUGUCCUCACCUUUCACAGUGAUACGGAAUUAAUGACUGGUAAAAAGAAGGGCUUUUUCAGAAGAGGAUCAUUACUGGGAAAUCUAAAACUCAAAAGGUCUGAGUCCAAGUCGUCGCUUGCCAGCAAACGCAGCUCUGCUCGGAGUGAAGCAUCAAUGAGUAGAAUAAGUUCGGCAAAUAGUGAUGCUAAUUCGACAAUCAGUUUUGGAGAAGGUGAUUCUGAAUAUUUACCAGUGGAAGAUCAUGUUGAUGCUACUACAACUGAAUCGUAUGUGGGGGAAUGGAAAAAUGAUAAACGAAGUGGGUUUGGUGUAAGCGAGCGUUCAAAUGGUAUGAAGUAUGAGGGAGAAUGGUUGAAUAAUCAGAGGAAUGGUUAUGGAUCUACUACCUUUCCUGAUGGCACUAAAGAAGAAGGAAAAUAUAAAAAUAACAUUUUGGUUCGAGGAAAGAAAAAGCACCUUAUACCCAUUAGAACCAGCAAAAUUAAAGAAAAAGUGGAGAGAGCAUUAGAAGGAGCACAUAGAGCUGCAGCAAUUGCAAGAACGAAGAUGGAUAUAGCAGCUUCGAGAACCGUGCAUGCAAGGGCCAAAGCUGAUGCAGCGGAUGGUGCUGCACAAGCUGCGCGCCAGGAAUCCGACAUUGCAAGGGGAGUUGCUAGGGAAUUGUCACCAACCUUCUGCCAGCCAGGUCUUGACUACAUUAAGCAGAAAGUGCAGGAGGCAAUGGGAUAUACAGAGAAGAAAGAAGAACCUCCACCGCCAAAAGAAACAAAACCAGCAUCAGUAAAUAACAGUCCCCAUUUCUACAGGAAAGGUACAACACCAUCACAUACUCCUGAACAUAGUCCUGGGCCCACACCACCUCCAUCACCACCAAUCUACAAGAAAACUCCUGAUACCAGUUGCAAUAAGGGCUCUUCCAGCAGUGUAAACAAGGAUGUAUCAGGAGCUUCAUUGAAUCGGCAAGUAUCAAAAAGUGCCACCAAGCAGAACAGUGAGUGGAAACAGCCGAAGUCGCCAGCUUACAAUACUACGACUGCCGGCAACGGACAGUUACAUAGCGCAUAUCAUGGUUACUUAGUGCGCACCGAAGUAAAACUGCCACCUGACGAGCCAGAAGAUCAGGCCAAUCCCUCGCCAAUGUUACUCGGAAGGCAACCACCCCCGCCAAAACCAACCUUCACAAGGCUGUCGCCUAUAAAGUCUUCUGUCAAAGAAAAAAAAUUGGAGCCAAAAUUGAAGAAACAGUUACCUGUUGUUGUUCCUGAACCAAAGAAAUUGUUAAAAUCCCAAGCUGAUAGUGUGGAAGAAUCAGAAGAAAUGGAAGAGUCGAGUCCAAAUACAAUCUUGGUCAUCUUGGUUAUGCUGUUGAAUAUUGGUUUAGCUAUUCUUUUUGUCCAUUUCCUGACUUGACGAGAAUUUGCCGAGCUGUGCCUGAAUGUGAUUCAACAUAAUUAUUUAAUGAUCUAACUGUUUUGACCCUUCAGUGAAGUCAUGAAAAUUAAGGGUAUUAGCCGUCAGUUCUCUGCAGUUGUUCCAUCAGCCUUAUUACUGACACCAGACAUGCUGAGACACAGGAAAAGAGGCUUGAAUUUGGUGUGGUACUCAGGAAAGAUGAGACAUGGAAAUUAAGUCAGGGGCUGAUGUGUCCCCUGGUGAUGAUUUGUGGCUCUGGAUCCUCUGAAACUGAAGCAAGUGGCCGUGUUGUUGGAAAUAUCUGCUGAACCAGCCUAACCACUGAAGUGCAUGGCUGUUCCAUCUGCUCUUGCGAAGUGUGACUUAACUGGAAAUGUACAGACUGCACUUUUGUUGAUGGACGGUAACAGCUGCCUUACUUUUUUACUGUCUUGCCAUGUAGUUGGGAGAAGGGUACGGCUGCCAGAGGAAUGUGGUUGGAAGAUUCUAUGCUGUGAAUGCAAUUUCCAGUGGCUUCUCAUAUCUCGUUAAAAGGAGUACAUUAGCAGCAUCACUCACCCAGUCUUAUUCCAUUACCUGCUGUUCAUAUCAUCUUGUACUGUGUUCUGGGAGAUUCUGAAAAACAGUUCACAUACUUUUUGCAUGGAAAUUAUACAUUUUCUGUCACUGAUUAAACUUUUCUUUUUGUCUAAUAUUUAGAGCAUUUAUUUAAAUCAAAACAAGUUCCUUUCCUUUGCCAUCAGUUACUGAAAUUGGAUCGUCUGUUUGGUUAAUGAGAUUUUCUGAAGCGUGGUAAACCGUAAACCCAAAUUAACAUAUGUGUGAACACCAAGAAACCAGAAUUAAGGAUGGGGAUCUUUUUUGCAUGUGGAUUUUAUUUUAAUGGAAUUAAUUUUAUUGAGUUGAAUACAUUCAGGUAGAGCAUUGUAAUUUGAAUGUUAAAGAAACUGACGCCUUUACAAGUCUUCAGAAAUGAUCAUGUUUACCUCAAAUGUAUUGGCCUCUGAGGACUUUUUUGGAAUGUUUGUGGAAUAUCUGUCUUAAUUAUUUUAAUUGACUCUAAUUAACGUAGUCAAAGGUGAUUUCUGUAUCAUUUUGUUUUAUUACUCCAUGUUUUUUGUGGUGGCAUGUUUAUUUCAAAGGGUUGAGUAUUUGAAGUGAUUGAUUUUAGACUAGAGCACUAGAUUUAUAUUAAUCUCAAAAAAUGCAAGGGCUGGAUAACUUAAUAAAAGAAUCUAUAUAUAUAUAAAUAUAUAUAUGUGUGUUGUAGAAAAAUUAACUAUUCCACAGGUACUGACUUGAAAUGUGUCCCGUAUGUUAGUUUGCAUGGUUCCAUGCAAAAUAGUAUCAUUGGGGCAGUUUCAUUUGGUAUCAAGAAAUCAGUACUGUUUGUGGAGUUAGUAAAUGCUACAUUAUUUAUAAUCUGAAAUCACUUUGAUUUCAGAUCAGUAAUAGAUGGUGUUUUUUGCAGAGGUGUGUUCUGAAUCCUAUGUAUGUAAACAGUGUGAAAUGAAGAAGAGAAUUGAAAAGGCAAAGAGAAUAAAAGAUUAAUUGUCUUCAAUGUGCAUCAAAUCUGACCUUACUGCAGAUGGAAAUUUUAACUCAGAACGUGCCAUUGGGUCAGUGCAAAUGUAACGGAAGCUUAUGUAGAAACCUUUUUGUCUGGCACAAAAAUCGAGAGUUGUUGGGAAUGUUUUUUUGGAAAUGAACUUCACUUUAGUAAUUUAAUUUAAAAAAAGGAAUUUUCUUAUUAAAAUCAUGAGCUUUUUUAAGAAGCAUGAGCCAGAAACUGCUGGCAUUUUUCUAAAUGUACACAGCUCUAUUUUAGCAUGGAUCCUUUUUGUCUUUUUUUAAAAUAAAUGACAUGCUAUACACAUCUUUAUAUUUAUCAAAUGAUACGCCAAGUGGACAACUCUUCUGAGUUGUCAAUAAAUUGUUAUCUAUUCUAACAUUUUGAAAGUCUUUUUCUGGUGUUCGAAACUUUGGAAUUAUUUAAUUCUGUUCUUUGUAAACCUAUCAUCCUUUAUUUGUUCUGUGCAGUUUACUUGACUGUAAUUGCUUGAGAAUAAAACUAUUAUUUGUUCCUACAGUCACA